AUGCACCGUGCUCAUCAGGAUGGAAGCCGAUCUUCUGACCACGAUGAGGGCGCAUCACGCUUUGCCGCCCUCGUGCGCUGCAGUGUGCAGGAGGCGCAGGAAUGGCUGUGUAAGAGCGCUGGUUCUAUUGAAGCAGCCCUGGAUAGUUAUCUUGCCCAAGAACGAUCUUCCAAGCGACACAAGACAAAUGCAGCUUCGCCUCGUCCAUGCAGCCCGAGUUUAAACUCGGCAUUUAGCCCAGUUGAGGUGGAUUUUGCCCCUCGUAAAUCCGCUACUGUGUGGAAGAGGCACUCCGAAACCUCCAGGAGAGCAAGUCCGGAUUUUUUCGGUCCGGGGGGCCAAGCGAAAGUCCAAGCAGGUCGAGAAACACCUUCUGGAAACACAGAGUUAUUGAUAGACCUGGUUGACGACUCAGGUGAAGAAGACGGAAAUCUGACGAGUGAAACUAAGGUGUGCGAUCCACGCAAAACAGCUGGCAAAUUUGGCUGCGCUGACGAAGUACCCCCCCCCGAACCUGCCAAGGGGCCACCCGCUCCUGCUGUCGAUGAUCUUCCAGACGACUUUUCGUUUUUUCUUGGUAAAUGCGUGGCAAGCGGCACCGUCACGAGCGGCACAAUGAGCAAAUUGAGCCUCACAGAUCCGUUGACACUGAUGGUAGAGGUACGGCUGCCUCAUACACAAAGAUGGGGGCCACAGCAAGGUUCCCGCAGGGCUAAAGUAUCUAACAGCGGAUACAGGAUCCUUUACAUACACCUCGACGACCCCGUCCUCCUAGAGCACCAACGACGCCUAGGGCAACCAAACCUCCGCUCUCGACGUCCUGAUGAAAGCCCACUUUUCUCGUGUGGCUCAUCGAACGCAGUAGGGGGUAAGAAAGCAGCGAAAGGUUCCAACCGCUGCAGCCCGCUGGCAGGAUUGGACUUCCACAACCUUCUUUCCAGCAUCUCUGAACAGACAACUUUCUUGCGUCUUCUCAUUGACGACCGGGAAGCUGUACGCUUUGACAGGGAGGUGGCUAGCGCCUUAGCCCCUCUGCUCCUUUUGGGGGCCAUUAAGGUCGACGUCUGCUGGCUUCCAGAUAAAAUGCCGCCUCGCCGUCUCGCGAUUAACAGUACUCUUUCCGUCCGCAUGACUGUGCAUAUGACCAUACAGGCGCUUCGCUUGAGCGCGCUUCGGCAAAGAGGAGAUCCAUAUUUGAGUCAAGUUCACUUUCCUCUUCUGAUCGGACAGGCGUUUGAGUCACUUCUGCACCUUCUGGCCUUGCAGCCAGUCCCUGCCGGUUCUUUACUGCCAGAGGAGGAAAGGGACGCCAAUGUAUUGGGGCCGGAUGAAGAGGCCGAAGUCCGCAAGUCCCUGGAUAGCCUUAGUCGACCUAAGGGGCCCUCUGGGUCAUCGCUAACCGGAAAAGAAGACACAAGGGGAGCAUCAGAACGUUCUCUCCAGGGAGCAUCUCGUGCCUUCAACAGGGAGGAAGAAAGAGGGGAAGUUAGUGAAGGCACCGAUGUCUUUGAUGAAGAUGAAGAAUAUGCGGAAAGGAGCGACGCUCUCUGCCAACUGGUAUUGAAAGACCGUGCUGAAUCAGCCAACCUGCAGCGAGAACAGCAACGUCGGCGCCGACUGGGCAGUCUAUACCCUCCAGCUAGUAUGUUUGCCUCCCGCCUUCGUCCAUAUCAGGCUCAGGGUCUCUGGUGGAUGCUUCAAUGUGAAUCGGAACAGAGCCUGCGCCUGGAAGAUGAAGAUGAAGAGCUUGAUCCGCUCUGGGCAAAGUACGAUCUUCCUUCUGCUGCAGCUGCUUAUGGUACGAUGCAUGGCCCGACACUGGUCCCGGCACCCUCCUCAGAUUGCAAGCGUGCCAGGACGUUCGUUCCCAGGUGUUUCUACCUAAAUACGAGUUCAGGGCUCGUUUCACUGGAGAAGCCAAGCACAACGGGCCGAGUGAGAGGCGGCAUUUUAGCAGACUGCAUGGGCUUGGGGAAGACUGUGCAAGUCCUUGCCCUCAUUGCUGUCAGCGAAUAUCAAGAGAGGGAUCCUGCGGGUGCUGCUAUAUGGCUGGCAGCGUCAGUGGGGGGCUGUGCACACGACACGGGAGCAGCCUCACGGACCUCAAGUGCAGCAAAGCCCGUGAGCAGCCCAGACGAACUGACAGGAGCAGCUGCUAGGCAGUGGGAUGCUUUCGCGUCGUCGCAGCUGUCUGCAUCUCCAAUAUCUGUAAGCUCCGACGGCGACGGUGCAGACCUGAACCGUGGCCGUGGGCAACCUAUUCCUUCAGGGGGGAGGAAUAGUCUGUUGGCUGUCGAUCCCCACACUUUACAACGCACUCUGAAACGCGGUAGAGACAAUCUUCUGCAAGGGGGAACUCUCAUUGUCGUGCCACUUUCGCUCAUAGGGCAAUGGUACGCAGAGGUGCAGAGGCACUUAGCACGCGGGGUGGCGACGGUCUUGCAGUAUUACGGCCCUGCUCGCCCAAGAGACCCCAAAGUGCUCGCUGCAUACACCAUUGUGCUCACCAGCUACCAAACACUUGCAUCCGACUUCCGUCAUCUAUCAAAGCACAUACAGGCAGAGAAAGGUACCUUGCACUGUGAACCGCAUUCGGCCCACACACUGGAGCUAGGAUGCGUCCCCGAAAGCCCUAUUGCUAGCAUUCGUUUUCGGAGGGUUAUACUGGACGAAGGCCACAUUAUCAAGAAUACCUCGUCACUCGUUAACCGUGCGUGCAAUUCUGUGGAGGCUGACUCACGUUGGGUACUGACGGGAACGCCUUUGCAAAAUGAUCUCUCGGACGCAUUUGCCCUUGUCCAAUUCCUUCGUGUCUCUCCUAUGGGUAGUCGGAGGUGGUGGAGGGCAAAAGUCACUCAAGCCAUGGAACGAGGGAUGGUGCGGGCGGCAGUCGAGACAGUGCGGAGCAUAUUAGUUCCGUUGAUGCUGCGACGGCACGGGGAUCAAAUAGGAGAGGAUGGAAAACCACUUUUGCCGCUUCCGCCGCUCACAAUCCACACCUUCACGUUACAGCUUACGUAUGAGGAACGUCUUUUCUAUCAGACCAUUUUUGAGCAUAGCAAGGCCAAAUUUGACCAGCUUGUUCAAAGUGGCCAAGUGCUGCAGCAUUACACACACGUCCUUCAACUCCUCCUAAGGCUGCGCCAAGCGUGCAAUCAUCCCCUGCUUCCGUCGCACCGUGAACAGCAACGCCGUCAACAGUUCAUCGAUUUGAUAUGCCCCGCUCAGGAUCCUUUGAAAUGUCGAAGCCGCGAUGCUCUCGGGGGACUGACGAGUCCAUCUCCGCCUCCACGUCCGGCGCCUGACCCAAUUUUACAAAAAUACAUCCAGGAUGCUGUGGAGGGUAAGCUUGAAGAUUGUCCGAUUUGUCUCGAGCCGCCAACCGACGCAGUCGUGCUAACAAACUGCUGGCAUGUGCUUUGCGUCACCUGCGUGUUGCUGCUGCAAAGCAAUAGCAACGGCGCAGCAGCGGCUUGCCCAACAUGCAGAAGUAAGUUCCUUCAUCAGCACGUCCGGCUGCUUCCGAGCGGUCCGAAGGCAUCUGCCCAGCGAUGGAUUCAAGUCGUGCAGAAGAAACACCGUGAGGCGCUCGCAGCUGCGGACGAGGCAGGAUCAAAAGAUGGCAAGCAGACCGGGGCGCAACAGGCACCAUCAGGAGAGAGAGAGUGCUUCUCUUCAGUUUUGAAUGCGGCAUGUCCAACGGAGGAUAGCUCUACGGAUUUACACAUUUCCGCUGCAAAGUAUGAGGGAGCUCUUCUUGCAAUAUCUGACGACACUUUUUUUUUCAGCACAAAAAUGCGACUACUUCUUGCGCUUUUGGAAGCAGACGUUACUGCGGGAAGGUCCUGCGUCAUCUUCUCGCAGUGGACAUCAAUGCUGGACCUCUUGGAGAUGGCAUUUGCACGCGUCGAAGCGGUUCGCAGCGCUGUGCAACCCCGUGUCUCAGGUGCCAGAAAUGAUGAUAAUGAUGAUGAUGAUGAUGUUGUUGAGAUGGGAGCCACUUCUGCUGAAAGGGAUACACCUCACUUUCCAACUGGCAAGCUUAACAAUGAGGUUAGGAGAGGGGAAUACCUCCUCUCAGCCCAGCAGGAAGCGCCGACUAAGCGGCUGUACAACUACCGUCGGAUUGAUGGAACACUAGGCCUAGAGGCCCGACAACGCACAAUUCAGUGGUUCUCAGACGAUAACUUGCGUUCCAUGUCACCUAAAGUAGGUUCGUGCACCUCAAGAGCAACUGAGGCGGAAGUAGAGCCGUUUAUGGGGCAGUUUAAUCUGCAGCCUUUCGCUUGCGCGAGCGAUCCGACUGGGGAUUGGCAUAGGGAAGGUGGUCCACCAUUAAAGCAGUUCGGCGCAACAAAGUCAACCAUGGGGAAUAAAGGCGGCGAGGACCGUCUUUCUUCUCAACAUGGAAAGAUACUCUUAUUGUCCUUAAAGACGGGGAAUGUGGGGCUUAACCUUGUUAAAGCAACACGCUGUUACCUCAUUGACGGUUGGUGGAAUCCUCAGGUCGAGAAGCAGGCGAUGAGGCGCCUUUGGCGGUACGGACAGGAUCAACCCGUUUCUGUCUAUCGCUUUGUGUGCGCUCGAACGGUUGAAGAGCGGAUGGAGGAGCUGAUGGAGUGGAAAGGCCGUCUUUCGCGAACCACUCUUCGCUCCGCGGAUGGCUUUGAGCAGGAGAGACCAGCGGACCCGGAGGCAGGCGACGCUGACAAGAGAAGAGGACGCCUGUCUCUGCAGGACCUUAAAAAGCUGUUUGAAGGAUGGGAAGCUGGCUCAGUUCCCACAUAG
Eimeria acervulina is the source of this 4788-nucleotide messenger RNA. RefSeq names its product DNA repair protein, putative. The transcript is spliced from 10 exons. The coding region runs from base 1 to 4788 and encodes 1595 amino acids. NCBI's taxonomy places the organism in Eukaryota, Apicomplexa, Conoidasida, Eucoccidiorida, Eimeriidae. The record is from RefSeq and is a predicted model, not a curated record. Gene Ontology annotation, molecular function: ATP-dependent chromatin remodeler activity; ATP binding.